Messenger RNA from Cuscuta europaea, 2250 nucleotides. The record is from the annotation of a GenBank genome assembly. Lineage: Eukaryota; Viridiplantae; Streptophyta; Magnoliopsida; Solanales; Convolvulaceae.
GGUCAACAUUAUUGGAUAGCAACAUUAUUGGAUAGCAAGACUGUUAAUAUAAAUACUACAAUUAGAAGUAUCGAAGUAAACAUAACUUUGAAUCUUGAUAGAUAACACAAACAACCAGGCCUUAAAUUAGCUUUCUUCAUCAAAUCGAUCAUCACUUCCCUGAAGCACCGGCGGCAGCGGGCAUGGGCGGCAACCGGGCGGAAAGGGGCGAGAGAGAGGCGGAGGAAGAGAAGUACUGUGUGGUACUCUGUAAUGGAGGAAGGAAGAAGAUGAUGCAGGGGGCAUUUGUGGGCUUAGCUCUGUUAGUGUUUCUGGGAAAUCUGAUGAUGUGGAUCAUUAUGCCAACCUUCACUUACUAUCUCAAAUGGCUUCCACAACUUCUUGCUCAUACAAACUCCACUUUCUUCGACAUACAAGGUACCAUAAUGCUUAACUUUACAUUGCCAAUCUUGUUCAUCGGUGUUAUUGGGUGCUUUUAUAUCCAUCUUGGAAACGAUGCAAGCAAACACAAUAAUGUACAGAGGAAAGAUGUUUUGAAAGCAUUGAGGCAGCCAAAGAUUAUAAAAGCAUUGGGGAUAGUAACAUGGAUUGAGCUUCUCUUCGCUGCUGCUUUUGUUGUUCUGUGUGUUUGGUAUUUCGCAGCUUUCAUUCACUACCACUACAGUUCAAUCUCCAUUUAUGCUGCCAGCAAAGGCGUUCAAGUGUGGCAAGCGAAGAUAGACAGAGUGGCAUUGGUGAUAGGGCUGACCGGGAACAUUUGCUUAACGUUUCUGUUCUAUCCUGUGACAAGAAGGUCAUCUAUCUUACCAAUGUUAGGGUUAACUUCAGAGGGUAGCAUCAAGUAUCACAUAUGGCUGGGACAUAUGACAAUGCUCCUCUUCACCGCUCAUGGCCUUCUCUAUAUUCUCUUUUGGGCUCUCUCUCACCGUUUAUAUGAGAUGGUGAAGUGGGACCCACAUUACGUAUCGAAUAUAGCUGGAGAGAUAUCAUUGGUGAUGGGAUUAGCAAUAUGGAUAACAACUAUUCCGCGAAUAAGGAGGAAGAUGUUCGAGCUCUUCUUCUACACGCACUAUCUGUACGUAGGCUUCAUGGCUUUCUUCACCCUCCACACUGGCAUCUUCUACGCCUGCAUCAUGCUGCCUGGCUUCUACCUCUUCCUCGUUGACAGAUACCUUAGGUUUCUGCAGUCAACCCAGAAUGUUCGUCUCAACUCAGCCCGUCUUCUUCCAUGUCAAACUUUCGAGCUCAACUUCUCCAAGACCCCUGGUUUGAAAUACAGCCCAACAAGUAUCAUGUUCAUAAAUGUGCCCACCAUAUCAAAGCUGCAAUGGCAUCCUUUUACGAUCACAUCCAAUAGUAACUUGGAAGAGGACACAAUCAGUGCGAUUAUCAAAUGUGAAGGAAGUUGGACCAAAAAGCUUUAUGAUGUUAUGUCUUCUCCUUCUCCGGUUGACUCCCUCCAAGUUUCGGUUGAAGGACCAUAUGGACCUGCACAAACUAGUUAUCUCAGGCAUGAUGCGUUGGUGAUGAUAAGUGGAGGAAGUGGGAUAACACCUUUCAUUUCCAUCAUCAAAGAACUCAUUUUCAUGAGCUCAGUCCAAAAUCAAAAGACACCCAAAGUUUUACUCAUCACCAUCUUCAAAAACUCCUCACAUCUCUCCAUACUAGACCUUCUCCUCCCUUUAUCACCUAGUACUUUUUUCACUAAUUCUAACCUUGACAUACAAAUAGAGGUUUACAUAACAAGAGAAACCAAGCCAACAAUAAUGCCAGAAAACCUCGAACCAGCUCGGGCGGUUUGGUUCAAUCCCAAGGCCUCUGAUGUACCCAUAUCCUCUAUCUUAGGCCAAAACAGUUGGCUUUGGCUAGCUGCUAUUAUAUCGGGUUCGUUCGUCAUUUACCUUCUCCUUGUUGGGGUUCUUUACCAGUACUAUGUUUACCCCAUGGAUCAUGGGUCCAACAAGGUUUUCCCAUACCACACAAGGGCAUUGUUGAACAUGUUGUCCAUAUGCUUCGGCAUAGUAAUCUCAGCAAGUGCAGCUUUCCUUUGGAACAAAAAGCAAAUUAGUAGGGAGGCCAAGCACAUUCAAGACUCCUCAAGAAGUUAUGCUAAUGCCACUGUUACCAAUGAUCAGCAUCUAGAACUUGAAAGCUUUCCAAGGAAAUCUCUCAAUGCUUCAAUAAACACUUAUUACUUCAGCAGGCCUGACCUCAAGAGAAUUCUUAUGGAAAUAGAAGGGUCGAGUGUGG